AUGAAGCAACUCGAGCAAACGGGUGCCGAGGUGGGGGGCGCGUGGUCUUGCUGCCUGCCGUGCGCCGGCGGCGGCGGGGGUGGGGGUGGUGUUGAUGUCUCGGGGGCCACCCCUGAGACCAAGAAGAGUUCUUUGCUGAAGCAUCAGUAUCAACAACCCCACCAGCAGCAAAGAAGCCAACAACACGAGCACCAACAACAGCAGAAAGUUCUGCAACAGGAGAAGCAAUAUCUUUAUCAACCACCGAAACGCAUUUGUGUGGCUCAGUUUAAAGAACGUGCACCACUCGGUGAUCUUGAUGAAGACCUUGAUGAUCUUGACGACGAAGAGAAGGAGUGUGAGCUAAGGAUAGGCGAAGAAGAAGAUUACGGUAGGGAGGGCACUCAGCAUCGACUUAGCCCGCGUUUACACGACAUCGAGGAGGAGGAUGAUGAGGAGGGUCGUCACAUCCGAGAACGACCUUAUCAACCGAAAAAAUCGCCUACGCCGAGCGGCAGCAGAUCGGGUUGGCGUUCUCGUAGAAGCAUCACGACGGCGGGAGCCCCCGGAGGGCACCAACACCACGUGAUUGCUACUGCCGCCGCGACGGCUCAGGCUAGGAUGCAGGCCGAGCAGGGCAGCAUCGGCGAACUACGGGGGUACCACAACCUGCGAUCUCGCAGGCACACCUUGGCCAACGUUCGUGCGGAUAGAUCUCUGUGCUGUUUGAUUUCUGUUAUUUAUGAUUGA
Messenger RNA from Atta colombica, 729 nucleotides. RefSeq lists its product as uncharacterized. NCBI's taxonomy places the organism in Eukaryota, Metazoa, Arthropoda, Insecta, Hymenoptera, Formicidae. The coding region runs from base 1 to 729 and encodes 242 amino acids. The transcript has 4 exons. The record is from RefSeq and is a predicted model, not a curated record.